AUGGCGGACAAAAACAACAUCAUCCACCAGCCGAUCCACCCCUCCGUCCGCGCCAAGCUGGACCCGGAGUACGUCGCCCUCCACGACGCCAUCAUCCAGUACAUGGAACCCUCCGAGGCCCGGCCGUGGGACCCGGCCUCGCGCGCCGCGCCCAGCCCGCUUGCCCACACCACGCAGAAGCUGUCCACGGUCGGCAAGCAAUGGGACGAGGAGCUCGGCGGUAGCGGCGAGAUCCAGGUGCGCGUGUUCGUGCCCGAGGGUCAGGCGCCGUCGGAGGGGGGUUGGCCGUGCUUGGUCUGGCUCCACGGCGGUGGGUGGGUGAAUGGUGGUUUGGAUAGCGAGAACGGCUUCUUGACGCACGUUUAUGUGAGAUGCGUUGUCGUCACCAUAAACUACCGCCACGCCCCGGAGCACGUCUACCCCGCCGCCGUCGACGAUUGCCUCACGGGACUCAAGUGGAUAUACGAACCUUCAAACGCCUCCCGUCUGGGCCUCAACACGUCCCUCGUCACAAUCGGCGGUCUCUCAGCAGGCGGCAACCUCGCCGCAAUCCUAACAAUGAAAGCCUCCCUCGCAAACAUCCACCCGCCGCCCAUCGCCCAGAUCCUCAUAUGCCCCGUCAUCGACAGCACCGCCACCGCGGAGACGGGCUGGGCGUCCACGAAGCACGUCCCCUGGCUGACCCCGACCCGCAUGGGAUGGUACCAGGACCUCUACUUCGCCCGCGGCGACGAGGACAAGAAGCAGUGGCAGGCCUCGCCGUGCUUCGCUCCCGCGGACGUCCUCGCCCGCAGCCCCCGGACCUGGCUCGCCGUGGCCGGGGUGGACCUGCUCACGCCCGAGGGGCUGCGGUACGCGGACCAGCUCAGGGACGCGGGCGUCGAGGUCGAGACGGAGGUCUACGAGGGCGCGACGCAUUCCGUCCUCGUUCUUGCUGGUGUCCACCAGAUUAGCAGGAAGCUUGUCCAUGACGCAUGUGCCGUCCUGGCCAAGGGCUUCGGCUCUUCUUACGAUCCUGCGUCGGCUCCUAUCCUGUCGCAACAGGAGUAA
Molecule: messenger RNA, 1050 nt
Organism: Colletotrichum orchidophilum
Lineage: Eukaryota; Fungi; Ascomycota; Sordariomycetes; Glomerellales; Glomerellaceae
Exons: 4
Coding region: 1-1050 (349 amino acids)
Molecular function (GO): hydrolase activity
Source: RefSeq, a predicted model, not a curated record